AUGGCCUUCCCAGAAUCCAAGGAAGAGUACAUGGCAAUGGUGGUGAAUGGGAUUCAAUUUCAUGUUGAUGCCUUUAAGGAUCAGAUUGAAGAUGGGGAGGAAGCAAACAGAGGGAUUCUCAUCAUAUGGAACAAAAAUUCUAUUGAGGUGGAGGAUACUGUGAGAGGGAAACAUUCUAUAAGUGUGAAAUGUAAAUUCCUGCUUGAUGGCUUCAGUUGUACUAUGACAGGUGUUUAUGCUCCUUGCGAUGUUCUUCUACGGAAAAACCUAUGGUCUGAGCUUAAUUCAAUUAACGAUAGAUGGGAGUUACCUUGGUGCAUUGGCGGCCACUUCAAUGAGAUUUUGCGGCUUGGAGAAAGAGAGGGUCGCACUAGAUCAACUAGGGGGAUGAAGCACUUUUAUCGCUUCGUUAACGACAAUGAACUGACAGACCUCUACAUGACAGGGGCGCGCUACUCCUGGAAAGAUAAAAGUCUCUUGGACAGAUUUUUGGUUUCUGCGGAAUUUGAUAUGCACUUCCCCACAUUAGCUGCACAAGUUAUGGGAAAACCUUUUUCGGACCACGCCCCAAUAAGGUUCAAUUGCGAUAUCCAAGACUGGGGUCCUUGCCCUCUUAGAUUCCAGGCUAUGUGGUUACAUAAUACUGAUCUUCUCGAGCGCAUGAAAGUGUGGUGGGAAUUGUUUUCUUUCCACGGAUCAGCUGGGUUUGUCCUGGCGAAGAAAUUGCAAGCUUUGAAAGCAGAUAUUAAAGUUUGGAAUAGGGAUGUGUUUGGAAGAAUCGAUAGACAAAUGGAGGAAAUACUGGUGGAGCUCGCUGACUUGGAUUCUUUACAUGCCAAUCACACAAUCACCGUGGAGCAAGCUGCAAAAAAAGACAGGCUAAAACACAAUUUCGAAGAGAUGACAGACCGUAAGCACAUCAUGUGGCUUCAAAAGGCAGGGCAUCAAUGGCAUAAGGAUGGUGACAGGAAUACGGUUUAUUUCCACAGGAAGGCAAAACUUCAAAGAAGAAGGGCCAAUAUUCACUCUCUGCGGAUCAACGGGCAGCUUACAGAAGAUAAACAACUCAUCAAAUCAUCGGUCACAGACUUUUUCUCUAAUUUAUUCUAG
Papaver somniferum (opium poppy) is the source of this 1110-nucleotide messenger RNA. RefSeq lists its product as uncharacterized. Bases 1 to 1110 code for a protein of 369 amino acids. The record is from RefSeq and is a predicted model, not a curated record. The transcript has 2 exons. Lineage: Eukaryota; Viridiplantae; Streptophyta; Magnoliopsida; Ranunculales; Papaveraceae.